CUUUUUCCUGCACCCUAAACCCUAUCAGCGGUCAUCCCACGUCCGAUUUGCGAUGAUGGGGCACCCAUGCCGCGCGGGGAGAUGGAUGCCUCUGCUCGGAAUCCUCUUGUGCAUUUUAGGUUCGCGGACCGGGCGUCCGCGGUACACUGCCUUGGUCUCGGUGGCCCUCACGCGGCAAGCUGGGGAGAACGUGAAGCUGCAGAAAGCCUUGGAACAGGCUUUGGCAGAGGCCCAGCUGAAAGCCCAGCUCGUGGAGGUGCCCUGCAUCGAACAUGCAGCUGGUCCCGAUCUCCAAGAGCUGGAGGCCUUGCUGAGCUCGAAGACUGAGGUGGAGGAGGUGGUGCUUCUGACUUCACCCGAGGCCGCGAGGGUCUUUGGUGAGGCUUGGCGAGCAGCCAGGUCACCCACCUGCCGCGUGGCCUCCGUUGGCAAAGGAACCAGCGUGGCCGCUGCAGCGUUCGGCUUGGAGGUGAUCUUCGAGCCGAGCAAGGCCAACGCGGAGACUUUGGCGGUGGAGCUGCCCAGCGCUCUGGGGCCCAAACUCUGGUAUGCGGCCUCGGCCAUCGCGCCGGGCACCUUGCAAGAGGGCCUGGAGCAGCGUGGCUUCCAAGUGACGAGGCUUAACACCUACACCACUCAGCCACUGCUGCGGCCUACUCCCGAGGCUUUAGCGUUGAUGGAAGAGACCUCCAUCGCCACCUUCGGCAGCCCCAGCGCGGUCCGCGCAUGGAGCAAGGUGACGCCACACCGGCCGCUCUGUGCCUGCAUCGGUGGCACUUCCCAAGCAGCUGCAGAGGCCGAAGGCUUCACCCACAUCUUUGCUCCCGAGAGGCCAGGGAUUUCUGGCUGGGCCGAGGUCACAGUGACGGCGGUGAAGUCGUUGGGCGGUGAGCGGGUGUGAGCGGUGAGCGGCGCGGCGACCGAGGAGGAGAA
Molecule: messenger RNA, 933 nt
Organism: Durusdinium trenchii
Lineage: Eukaryota; Dinophyceae; Suessiales; Symbiodiniaceae
Source: the annotation of a GenBank genome assembly